This is a messenger RNA of Capsicum annuum, 1740 nucleotides long. RefSeq names its product leucine-rich repeat receptor protein kinase EMS1-like. The record is from RefSeq and is a predicted model, not a curated record. Gene Ontology annotation, molecular function: protein binding. NCBI's taxonomy places the organism in Eukaryota, Viridiplantae, Streptophyta, Magnoliopsida, Solanales, Solanaceae. The annotation marks the transcript as partial. The transcript has 3 exons.
AUGUGGUUAAAGAAAGUUUUCCUUAUAUUUGCUACUCUAUUUUACUGUUUUUCGCUCGUUGGUGGUUGCCAUGAAGGAGAAAGAGCAGCUCUAAUGAGCUUCAAAUCCUUGCUGACUGAUCCAUCUAAUCGGUUAUCUUCAUGGAAAGGCGAAAACUGUUGCAACUGGAAAGGAAUCAAAUGCUCAAGUUCAGGUCGUGUUGUAGUUGUCAAUCUCUGGAAUCCUCAUCCGGAUGAAGUCAUGAUCAAUGUCAAUAAGGAAGUUGUUUCAAGUUCUAACAACGCGUCCGAUUUUGCCCUUAAAGGUAAUAUAUCUCCAUUGCUCUUCACUCUUGAUCAUAUCCAACAUAUCGACCUGAGUUUCAACAACUUCAUGUUCUCAAAGUUACCUGUUGAGAUAUCGGACUUAACAAAGUUGACUUAUCUCAAUCUGUCGAAUUCUAUGUUUCAAGAUUCCAUCGACAUGCAAUUCUCAAAUCUUACAUCUUUAAGGUCUCUUGAUCUUUCGUGUGCUAAUUUAGUCCCCGAUUUGUCUUCUCUUACUGUUAGCUUGACAUUACCACCAAAGUUAGAUUCUGGUGUUAAUCUAUCAAAGUCCUCGGAAUCAUUUCAUUGGGUUAAAACAAUAUCAAGUCUUUCAAAUCUCAUCUCACUUCAAUUGUCCAACUGCAACAUUUCAGGAAGAAUUCCGACAGCGCAAUUACUUAAUCUUACUAGUCUUUCUACUCUAGAAAUGAGUUCUAACGUUCUAACUUCCUCGAUACCUGAUAUUCUAUCGAACCUCACAACCCUCUCGGUUCUUGACUUUAGUGGCAACGAUUUAGACGGUCAUAUCCCUUAUCUUCCUCAACUCGAAAAACUUUCUGUUUCUACCAAUCCUGCUAUGACCAUAGAUCUUGUUAUAAUGUUUUCUGUUCCAUGGUCAAAGUUAACAUAUCUUGACAUAAGCUUCACUCGGGUCGGUAGAACGGUUCCUCCUUCUUUAAGCAACUCAACUUCAUUAACUGUUUUCCUAGCUGAUGGAUGCUCGAUCGAAGGGUCAAUACCUCCUUCUAUAACAAAACUUAAGAAAUUAAGAAUAAUGAUGCUCAACGACAAUGAUAUCACAGGCCAACUUCCGAACAGACUACAAGGGAAUAUUCCAAUAUCUAUCUGUCAAAUCCCCUCCCUCGAGUACCUGAAUUUAAAUUGGAAUGAUCUAACAGGAUGUCUUCCCUCGUGCAUACUUCAGCUUCCUAAGCUUUCGUGUCUUUAUGUUCAGCAGAAUAACCUGAAUGGUGAUACGCCACUGUCUUUGUUCCGAAAGUCUAGAUUGGAUCGAAUUAGCUUCGGAGUUAGUGGAUUGUCUGUGGAAAUCAAUGAUCAAGAUCAAUCCUUAGUGCAAACUUUCCAGCCCGAGAUUUUGGAAUUUACAUCUUGCAACAUGAGAGGAGAAAUCCCAAAGUUCUUUUCAAAUCUGACGAUCCUCGUGAUUUUAAUUUUGGCUAACAACAGUCUAUCAGGAGCCAUACCGUACUGGUUGUUCAAUCUCCCGGCCCUCUCUGUACUAGAUUUAUCGAUGAAUAACUUCAAGGGAGUUAUACCUCCAACGAUUCAGCUGAAAUCUUCUCCUUAUCCAACAAUAAUUAGUUUAGCCGAUAACAACCUUCAAGGUCCCAUCCCUUCUAAGUUCGAGAAUGUUAACGUCAUCAAUUUGUCACUUACCAAUCUCGUUGGCUCAAUUCCAACACAGAUAGGGGAA